AUUCCAGGUGGCACUGUACUUCCGUAUGUAAACGUGGAAGCUACGUGAGAAAAAACGUAUGAUGUAAAAUCAGUAAAUACUGUUACUACAGUGUUAAUCAUGCCUGCAUCACCAAGUAGUACGAGUGUUGGAGGAGGUCGUUCUCCUAAAGCUAUGUCUCCGCGAUCAACUGGAGGCUCGACAGUAAAGCAGAGGAAACCUGGUUCUGGAGCCAGUGGAGGUGGACAUUCGAGAGGUGGAGUUCCCGCUGGCACUGGUGGUAUGUGGAGGUUUUACACCGAUGAUUCACCCGGUAUUAAAGUAGGACCUGUGCCAGUGCUGGUCAUGAGUCUGUUGUUCAUUGCCUCAGUUUUUAUGCUCCACAUCUGGGGAAAGUACACCAGAAGUUAAGAGCCGAUAAACACAGUACUUAACGAGUGGGACCACAGUGAAUACCAGACUAACUACAUCCAUCAUAAGGUUUAUUCACUAUUUAACGUGAUGAAUAUGGUAUUGGCAGGUUUUGUAUGUGUGUAUACACUAUAUAUAACUGAUGAUUAAAGAUGCUCUUUUAAUACCGA
This is a messenger RNA of Limulus polyphemus (Atlantic horseshoe crab), 560 nucleotides long. Its product is annotated as protein transport protein Sec61 subunit beta-like. The record is from RefSeq and is a predicted model, not a curated record. NCBI's taxonomy places the organism in Eukaryota, Metazoa, Arthropoda, Merostomata, Xiphosura, Limulidae. Gene Ontology annotation, cellular component: Sec61 translocon complex. Bases 100 to 390 code for a protein of 96 amino acids. The transcript has 4 exons. Gene Ontology annotation, biological process: intracellular protein transport.